Molecule: messenger RNA, 792 nt
Organism: Prunus armeniaca (apricot)
Lineage: Eukaryota; Viridiplantae; Streptophyta; Magnoliopsida; Rosales; Rosaceae
Source: the annotation of a GenBank genome assembly
AUGAAGUUACAAGAGAUUAUGGAUCCAAAAUCUUCAACACUUAGAGAACCACAAGUGAAGAUCAAGACAAAAGAGCGUCCGAGUAAUUUUGACAAGUCUACUCGUAGAUUGCCUUCAGCCUUUGAGCUUGUCGAAUCCAAUUGUAAUAGGAAUUCUCGGACAUUGUCCAACGGUGUAGUCUAUAUGAAACCUCCACCAAAAAAGCGAAAGAAACAAGCACCCCCAUUAACAGUGAACCGUGAUACUCAUUCAUCAGCACUCGAAAUUGUAAAUGCUGAAACUACAUUGCCUAAGAAGCGACCACCAAAACUACCAGUGCAUAAGCAACAAAUUGUCAAUCUCGAAGACUUGACACAACAAUAUAAUGACAAACUUCCAGUUGCUAUAAGGCCAUUUAUUAUGGGGGCCAAAGAUGUAAAAUCUGAUGGCAAUUGUGGCUUUAGAGCCAUUGCUAGGUUGCUAGGUUACAGGGAGAAUUCUUGGCGUAAAGUAAGGAGGGAGUUACUGAAUGAGUUGAAAAAUGAUGAAUUUCUUUAUGAAUUCAUCUUUCAGAGUGUUGAAAAAAGUCAUCCUUUGUCUGAAUAUCAAUGUCGGGAAAUUUCCAUCGGAUUGGUUGAAAAAUACUUUGUGCAGCUACACUUGCAACCACACCAUCCUAUGCCACCUAUUAUCAAUUGUUGGCUUGAUAUUUCCAACCUCAAAGCAUUGGAUUGGUAUAGUCCAUAUCGAGAUCGCAUUGACAAUUGGAAAGAGCUUAUCGGUUCAUUUGAUGUACAUCUUGAUGUAUAUUGA